Messenger RNA from Pseudogymnoascus destructans, 1658 nucleotides. RefSeq lists its product as uncharacterized. Bases 20 to 1378 code for a protein of 452 amino acids. Gene Ontology annotation, biological process: nucleocytoplasmic transport. The record is from RefSeq and is a predicted model, not a curated record. Gene Ontology annotation, cellular component: nuclear pore. Gene Ontology annotation, molecular function: structural constituent of nuclear pore. Lineage: Eukaryota; Fungi; Ascomycota; Leotiomycetes; Thelebolales; Thelebolaceae. The transcript has 3 exons.
GCCUAACUGUUGAUAAAAUAUGGCACUUGCACGCUCAGCAAGCGGUCCUGGAGCCUUAAGUAUCAACAUCGGCUCUGCGAAUUCGUUUGGAUCAACGAAUACGUCAAGUCAGGCUCCUGCAGCUGGCGGAUUGUUCGGCAAAGCAACAAUGUUGCAACCAACCGGCGGCUUGUUUGGACAGGCGCAAACGACGCAACCUCAGACGUCGGGUCUCUUUGGGGCGUCAACAACUGCGACGCAACCAGCGCAAACUGGAGGACUCUUCGGCGCUGCACCUGCUUCACAACCACAAUCUGGCGGACUAUUUGGCGGUGCUCCAGCCUCAACACAACCGCAGAGCUCAGGAUUGUUUGGUGGCGCGGCCCAGACACCUGCUUCUACGGGAGGGAUGUUUGGAUCAGCACAGGCUCAGCAGCCCCAGCAAACUGGCGGUGGGCUCUUUGGCGGUGCAAACACCCAGACCCAGGCAAAGCCUUCUUUCUUUGGAGGCGCAUCGACACAGCUGCCUCAGCAACAACAGCAACAGCCACAGAGCUCGUUAUUCUCGUCCUCUGCUAGGCCACAACAAUCAACUGGCGCCUUUGGCAGCAGCUUCGCCGGCGGCUUGACGAUGGGCCAGUCGCAAGGCCAACCUACACAAGCAACCGUUCCCGGCGUUCGCAUAGACCUAACGAAUUUGCGCAACACCACCCGUUUCAACGACCUCAAUGAGGAGCUUCAGAAGAAGAUCGAAGAAUUUGACGCAGGGGUUCUCAGCCUCAUGGCCAAGGGCGACCAGUGCACCGCCAUUCUCCCAGCGCAUGGCGAGCAGCUCGAGCUUGUCCCAGAUAACGUUGACUUCCUGCAGCGAAAGGUGAUUGGCGUGCAAGCCAACCUUGACGGAGACGUGCAAGCCGUCUCGCAGACAAGCAAACAGGUCUACGUGGAUGGUGAAAAUGCCAAGCUCAGUUUCACCGUCGUAGAUAACCUGAAGCUGCCACAGCAGUUCCACACCGACAUCUGGAACCCGUCGAAGCCGUCACCAUCGGCUUCGAAGCCGGGAGAGGCAGCGGGGGAUCUCGUUACGUUUUUCUCGCAGACGUCCGAUGAGAUGGGCCAGACGAUAUCGACGUACAAGGAUAACAUUAGCGAGAUCGAGCUCCAUCUACGUGGCGUGGAGAGGUCGCUCAUGCAAGCGGGUAGUAAUAUUGGACGCAGUGGCCAGGAUAAGAACGAGGUGGAGAAUCUCGUAGGCGUGCUUAGGGACUUUGAGAUGGGUAUCUUGGAGGUUGCUGGGAAGGUUGGGGGCGUACGAGAGGGCGUGCAGAGCCUGCAAUUGGGACAUUUUGUUGACCUUGUAUCUGUGAAUGGGAAUGGAAAGCGCAGGGGCGUGUAUUAGUAUGUUAUGAUCGGGAUGGAGUCUGGUGUUGAAUGCCUCUCAUGAAUGGGCAUUUUGUACUUAAGUAUGGAUGGCUGGAUAUGGUGGGUAUGGAAGCAAGAAUAAACUGUCAUGGUAACAGGACAAAAAUGAUAUAUGGGCGUCAGUUUUAAAUAUGGUCAAUUCCUGCCAAUGAGGGACAGUUGCAAUAUGCUCCUACAAUGCUGUAUUACCAGGGAAAAGACGGUGUAGUUCGGAGAUGUAUAAUGCUCCUCGUUCUUAUUCGGGUGUAGUUGUAAAC